CGAGAGGAGUGGUCGUCGCCGAAUCCAAAUCAGACUUCCCGAGCCGAACCACACAGCCAGAGGCGGCGACACCACCAGACCCGAGGCACGCGACGCGACGGCCGUCCUCUCCUCUGCUCCCCUCGCGACGCUUCCACCCUCCGCUGUCCUCUCCUCCCGCGACUCUGCCUCGCUACGCCGCUAGGGUUUGGUGGCCCCUCGCUUGGCUCCGAACCAGAGAGAAUGGCGGAGGUGGCGGAGGUCGGGAACAAGAUGCGAUCGCAGAUGCGUCUCCAUCCGGAGUCGGAGGACGACGCCGACCUCCCCCUCCCGGCCCUCUUCGACAAGGCGUCGCGGCUCCACUCCCUCGCCUCCAACUCCUCCCUCGACCAGGAAGGGAUCCGGAAUGGGGUUGAGCUGCUGCGGCGCUGCGACGAGAUGGUCAGCAAGCUCGGCCUCUUCUCCCUCAACGAGACCAAGGACGACGUCUCCACAGCCAACCUCAAAUACCUACUCGUUCCAUACUACCUCGGGGAAAUGACGGAGAAGAUAGCACAGGAGGAUCGGAUCCCAGUUAUUAAGGCAUCACAGGACCAUUUGAAGGAGUUUAUUGCUAUCUGUGAAGUAUUAGAGCUUAUUUCAGAGGAUGAGCUAGAAUUGUCUAGACAAAAGCAGCCUGAUACCAUGGCAAACCGAAGAGCACAAAAGGUUGCCCGAUACAAACGUCAAAAGGCUGCAGAAGCAAAGCUCCAAGAGAUCAAAGAGAGAAAAGAAAGGCGUGGGCGCUCAUUGAGAGCAGCUGCUUUAUCUGCUCCUAUUGAAGCUGGGGAAGAAGAUGCCUUGGAGGAUGGUGGAGAAGAAGAAAGAGAGGCAUGGUUAGCAACUAUCUCAUUGGCUCUCUGUAAGGCUUUUGAUCUUAUUGAAAUGCUAAAGAAGGAAGAAGAAAUGCUUCUAGCUGUAAAAGAAAGACAAAAAAAGGAUGGGAACGCAUUUGCUCGUGAAAUGCUUGAUGAGCGUACAAAAAAAGCUGAAGCUUGGCACCAUAAUGCUGCCAACCAUGCACCAUACUCCAAACCAGCUGAUCCAAUCACAUGCGCAACAUUUGCUCAAGAUGUCAUUGAAGGAAGAGCAAGCGUUUCACAAGCUCAUGAUCACAAACACCAACCCCUGAUAUUUGGGCCUGCAAGUCUUGUUGGUGGACGACUAACCAGUGAAAGGGAAAGGAUGGCUGCACAAGUUUUUCAACCUGGUUACAGGAUGCCAACAAUGAGCAUAGAAGAAGCUGGUUUACGUGAGAUGAAAAUGAUGGAGAAAUGGCAAGAAAAUACUGCUAAGAUGAUUAAAGAUGCGAACUCCGCAUGGUACAAGGAUGGCACUACCUCAGCCCAAGACAAUGAGGAUGCUGAGGAGGAGAAAGCAAGAGCAUGGGAUGACUGGAAGGAUGACAAUCCUCGUGGCGCAGGCAACAAGAAGCUCACACCCUGUGGUUAAACUGGGAAGCAUUUGAGCUGUAUUGAAAUCCCACUUGAAACCAGAUGUUCACGUAGAUUAUAGAAUGUGCGGUUUUACUACUUUUUCAGAUGUGUUUUUCUAUUGAUGUUCACUGUAUAAUAGCCUGGUUGUGCAAGUGCACGGUUUCAUAUUUCAUUGAAAUAGCUCUGUUAUCAAUACUAAAUCAUAAGACGUAACAUACUGCCGUUCUGGAUCAAGUGAUGGCCCGAAUGUUGCUA
Molecule: messenger RNA, 1709 nt
Organism: Phragmites australis (common reed)
Lineage: Eukaryota; Viridiplantae; Streptophyta; Magnoliopsida; Poales; Poaceae
Product: PP2A regulatory subunit TAP46-like
Exons: 9
Coding region: 223-1470 (415 amino acids)
Biological process (GO): regulation of dephosphorylation; regulation of signal transduction
Cellular component (GO): cytosol
Molecular function (GO): protein phosphatase 2A binding
Source: RefSeq, a predicted model, not a curated record